Messenger RNA from Hydra vulgaris (swiftwater hydra), 2216 nucleotides. RefSeq lists its product as uncharacterized. Gene Ontology annotation, molecular function: calcium ion binding. The record is from RefSeq and is a predicted model, not a curated record. Gene Ontology annotation, biological process: lipid metabolic process. NCBI's taxonomy places the organism in Eukaryota, Metazoa, Cnidaria, Hydrozoa, Anthoathecata, Hydridae.
UUAGAGCAAAAGUAAAUGGAUAAAAAUGGGAUGCUUUUCAAAACUGUUCAGUCGCAAUCGAUGUAAAGUUAAUCACCAUUCAUUGACAGCUGCAAAAUUCAUUAGUAAUGAUGAUGAGGAAGAUUUAAAAACUGAAGAUAUAUCUGGAGAGGAUAAAAGAAUAGUUAGCCAACCAAUUGAAAGACCCAAGGAAAAUGAUUUGCAAUCAGAGGUAAUUAAAUCUGGUGUUGUUGGUAGCCUUGUAGGAUCAUCUGAAGAAAAAAAGUUUUUUUCUAGCAUGCUUGAUAAUAAUAAUUCAAUUGAUGAUAAUGUAUACAACAACUAUGAUUUUCCAUUUACAAAUUUGGUUUUUGAAGGCGGUGGUAAUAAAGGGAUGGCUUAUGCUGGUGCAUUACAGGUAUUAGAACAAGCGGGUAUUGCUCAAAAAAUAAAUCGUGUUGCAGGUGCAAGUGUUGGAGCUAUUGCUGCAAGUUUAUUUGCUGUGGGGUUUACAUCUGAGGAAUUAAAACAAUUUAUGGAACAAGAUCUUCGUAAAGUUCUUGUUGAUCAUAAAUGCGGUUACUGUAGCCUGCUGCCUAAUCUUUUAAGUGGGUUUGGAUGGAAUCCAGGCCAUAAAUUAAUAAAAUGGUUUGGAGAACAGCUUAAAGAAAGAACUGGAAAUGCUGAUAUAACUUUUAGAGAGGUUCUGCAAAGAUUUAAUCGUGAGCUCUGUAUUGUUGUUACGAAUUUAAAUCAAAUGUCAACAGAGUAUUUUCAUCCUAAAACUACACCAAACACGCCAAUAAAAAUGGCUGUUCGUAUGUCAAUGGCAUUGCCAGGUGUUUUCCAAAGUGUUAAAUAUGUAAAUGAUGAAAAUACUGAUGUUUAUGUUGAUGGCGGACUGUUGUGUAACUACCCAAUUCAUGCUUUUGAUGGUUGGUGGUUGUCCAUGGACCCGCAUGAUUCAUUUUUUAAAAGAUUACAGCCACUUGAUAAUUAUGCAAAAUUGUUUUCCAAAAAUGAACGAUUUGGAUCUUGGAACCCCAGAACUAUUGGAAUUAUGUUGUACUCUAGAUCAGAAACUGAGUUAAUGAAAACAAAACUUGCGCAGCGUGAUGGCAGCCAACCUCCUCCACCUGUAAAUUCCAAGUUGUAUAAGAAACGAAAAAAGAUUCUCUUGAAUCAAAAAGCAGCCAGUGAAGAACAUCUUGCUGUUGUAAAUGCUAUUGGACGUUUUAUGAAAGAACUUCAUAGGAUGAAUUUUGACUUAGAUGGCAUAGUCAGCUUGAGAGAAUUGAAGAAAGUAUUUGAAGUGUCAGCAAUUUUUACUACUGAAGAUCAGAUGUUGUUAUUUGGAAAUACAGAUGUAAAUGCAGCUUUUUCUGAACUUGAUAAAGACAAAGACGGUGAGAUUACUUUCCAAGAGCUAAUGGCAUUUGUAGAAAGAAAAGGAGUGAACAUUCAAACACGUUUCCUUGGUUACACUCGUAAAGAAAUUAAGACUUUAGGGGACUUUAUUAGUACAUUGCAGACUGCGUUAUCAAUUAAUGUGAAGAGAAACUACGUUGAGGACCGAGAUAUUGAACGCACUAUAGGGAUUGAUACAGAUUAUAUCGAAGCGAACGACUUUUCCUUAGAAGAUCAUGACAAAAACUUUCUACUUCAGAGUGGAGAACAUGCGGCACGAGCUUUUCUAAGAUACUAUUGUAAACGUCAUCCUGAGUUUCGAAAAAGAGAAAGUGCUUUGUUACCAAAAGAUUUUUUGAAUUCACAAGUUAAAAGUAAUUUUUUGCAUCCUUCUAGUAAUCUAGUUCAUUGAAAGAGCAGCCUAGCGCUCAAUCUUUACCCGGAAGGAAAUAAGACGUAUAAAAUACGCAGUAAUACGUAUUUUAGACAUUUUAUACAUGUCUUGUGUCAUCUUGUUAUCUUUUUCCCACCGGGUAUAUUUAUAAAUUGUUUUUAUAUAAUUAAGUGGUAUUUUUUUAAACUGUGUAUAUGUAACUUUGAAUGUAGUUUGUUUUUAUUUAAUUUUAAUGCUUGAUUUUUAAAUUAUUGUGGUAUACUUAGCGUGGCCUUGAAUUAUGCAUAAAUUAUGCAUGUGCGUAAAGUUUGCAAGAGUUUUAUAAACUAUAUAAUAGAUUUAAUUUUUUCGUUUUUAUUUAAAAAACUGAACGCCAAUGCUUUGAAAAAAUAUCAAACGCUUAAAAUGUUGUUGAAGCACAAUUCGAAAUGUUUUU